AAUUCUCAACAACUUUGCCAAUAGUAAUUUUUCCCAAUCAUUUUUGAUCAACCAUUUUCAGAGCUAAAAUAACAAUCGGAACAAGUAAUAAUUAGAAAAGAAGAAUACAAUUGUAAUGGCUUCGAUUUUUAAUUUUUUCAAGAGUGGAGGUGCCUAUUCGAAGAGUAAUACUGGAGCAACAUCAAGUAGUACUAGUUCUACUAGUGGUGGUAGUUCAAGUAGUAGUAGUAGUGGUGGUGAUGCUAGCAGUGGUACAUCUUCAAAUGAAACACCUUUGAGCAGUCCUUCUCCGAAUGAUAAGAGUGCUGUAAUAGUUGAGACAAACAAGGAAGUAAUUGUUGAUCAGAGCUCUACUUCAAAGGAAAAAUCAACAUCUAGUCAAAUUGUGGAUGGAAAGAAUUUAAUACUGUCAAUUCAACCUGAUAGUAGACCUGUGUUUAAUGAAGCUGAUCUCACAGAUUUGAUAAAAUUGAAAGAACACUUACAGUACAAACCAAGUGUUUUGAAUUUGAUUGCUGUCUAUCAGGCAGAAAUUCAAAAACACGUAGAGUAUGGUGUUAAAAAACCAAAUAAGAAGGUACUCAAUUAUCAAAUUGAACCAGCUCCUACAAACACAAAAUAUGUCUACUUGACAUCAUCUGGUUUACCAGGAGUUUAUUGUACUAAUAAUGAUAUGCUAGAUUAUAGUCACUAUCAAGCUCUUAAGGAAGGAAAAAGUGUCACACAUUCAUUCGAUUCUCAAGAUUUGCCAAAAAUUGAAGAAACUUUAAAGAACCAAACUCAAAUUUCAUCAAAUUCUUCAAUUACAAACAAGAGGAAGGAAUUGGAACAAUUAGAGAAACAAUACACCCUAUUGAUGCGCGAAAAGGAAAAAUUAUUGAUCGAUAGAGCUGCAGUACUUUCCCCUGAAGAAUUGGCAAUCAUUGAAGAGGAAGAAGGCAAAAAUAGAAUCAGUAAUCAAGACGAUGAUCAGUGGGAAAUUGAAAGAAAGAAGAGAAUUAUUGAAAAUGAAAGAAAAUUGAUCGAAAAAAGGUUAGCAGACGCUAAAAAGCACAGAAAUGUUCGUUUCUAUUGUAAGGGAGAAUUGGAAUACCUCACUAAAUGGAAUGACCACUUUGUGAAGACUAACAGUGAAACAGCACCAAAGGGAUUGGAUGAUAUGCUGAGAUACAAGCUAAAUCCAACAAAUUGUUUUGAUUUAGGUGCUGAGGAAAUUCACUAUAGAUUUUGUGAAUCCCAAUUCCACAGAUUAGCAGCCAAUCCACUGUAUGGAUCAUCCUAUCCAACUGCAAAACUUAUUAAUGUUGAAUAUGUUGUGAAUCCAGUCAUUAUGAGAAGAUUUAACGCAUGCAAACAAGAAUUAGCUAAAAAACAUGGCUUUAUGCUCGAAAGUAUGAAACCAUUGCUCUUAUUCCAUGGUACCUCUGAUACCAAUAUGGAGAAUAUCUUAAGGACCAACUUUUUACUGAACAAGAUAGGCUCAACAACUGAUAUGGGUUGGUAUGGAAAAGGUUUUUACUUUAGUGAAUAUCCAGGAUUAUCUAUGGGUUAUGCCAGAAAUCAAUAUUUGUUAAUUUGUAUGGUUUUGAUUGGUAAGGCCUUCCACAUGAAUCAAGUAGAAACUGGUAGAGCUAUUGAACCUGGUUAUGAUUCACACGUAUCUCCUGAUGGUUGCAGUGAGGUCAUUAUUUUCAACCCAGAUCAAAUCAUUCCUCUCUACAAGAUUCAAUGGGUGCAACAAUAACAUUAUUGUAAAAAUCAGAAAGGGAGGUCAUCAAUACGAUGGUGCCAUGAAUCUGGAUCGUACUUUAGACUAUCCCUAAUUUCAUAAUUGUACAUAUUUGGAAGAUGCUCCAAUAAAGCAAAUCGACUUAUUUAUUAAUAUUU
Molecule: messenger RNA, 1887 nt
Organism: Naegleria gruberi
Lineage: Eukaryota; Heterolobosea; Eutetramitea; Acrasida; Naegleriidae
Exons: 3
Coding region: 116-1744 (542 amino acids)
Molecular function (GO): NAD+ poly-ADP-ribosyltransferase activity
Source: RefSeq, a predicted model, not a curated record